This is a messenger RNA of Fukomys damarensis (Damara mole-rat), 591 nucleotides long. RefSeq names its product epididymal-specific lipocalin-10-like. The coding region runs from base 1 to 555 and encodes 184 amino acids. Gene Ontology annotation, molecular function: small molecule binding. The record is from RefSeq and is a predicted model, not a curated record. Lineage: Eukaryota; Metazoa; Chordata; Mammalia; Rodentia; Bathyergidae. The transcript is spliced from 6 exons.
AUGAGGCUGCUGCCCAGCCUGGCCCUGGCCCUGGCCCUGGUCCUGGCCGCAGGGAUCCAGUUGCAGGAGCACCCCACCAAGGAGUCCCAGAACCUCAACUGGGACAAGUUCUCAGGGUUCUGGUACAUUCUUGCUGUCGCCACCGACGCCCCGGGCUUCCUGCCAGCCAGAGACAAGAGGAAGCUGGGGGCAGCCGUGGUGCAGGUGCACAGAACGGGCCGGCUGCUGGUGACCGUUGCCUUCAGCCGGUCUCGGGGCUGCCAGUCCCGGGAGGUGAGCCUGCGGAAAGACAAGAAGAAGGCCGUGUUCAGGAACAGCCUGAGGGGAGUACUGGGCUUCCACGUGCUGUCCACCGACUACAGCUACGGCCUGGUGCUCCUCCGCCUGGGCCGCGCGGGCCGCACCUACAGGAGCCUGCUGCUCUUCCACAGACAGAGCGUCCCCAGCUUCCUGCAUCUGAGAGAGCUCAUGGAUGCAAGCGCCGCACUGGAGCUCAGCAGGGAGGCGGUCGUGCUCCCCAAAGACGCCUCCUGCGCACACACCCUCCUGCCGUGACACCCAGGCCCCGCUCUUCCCAGGACUCGUGACCCC